Messenger RNA from Botrytis deweyae, 1254 nucleotides. RefSeq lists its product as uncharacterized. The coding region runs from base 1 to 1254 and encodes 417 amino acids. The transcript has a single exon. Lineage: Eukaryota; Fungi; Ascomycota; Leotiomycetes; Helotiales; Sclerotiniaceae. The record is from RefSeq and is a predicted model, not a curated record.
AUGGCCAAUGCAACCCUUUCAAAUACUCAAAAAGCUGGUUGGGUAUUUGACCCAGAUGGAAGAGGUACAAUGGAUAUUAUUUGGUCAUGCUUACUGGCCUUAUUUGCCUCUACCUGGACUGCUAUGCAUAUAAAUGUUCCUCACGAAGAGGAAUCGUUCUGGGUCGUAUCUCUUCGAAAGUUCAGGUGGGCAACUUGGGCAGUAUUUGCACCCGAACAUGUUACUCUCUUGGCUGCUCUUCAGUGGCAGUCUGCUCGAGCGUCCCGAGAUAAGAUGCGAGAACUUGGUGUUGGUCAUUGGACUAUUGCCCACGGAUUUGUUGCAGACAGUGGGGGCUUCCUACUUUGCGCGCCAGAUUCGCCACGAUUCCCCAUCAAUUCAAGAGCUCUACACUACCUGGUCUCUAAAUUCUAUCUUGAAACGCCCACUAUUGAAGAAAGAGAAAUCAUGGAUCGGAGUAAAAAGGAUCGUCUCGGGAAGGUUUUGACAGUUACCCAGGGUGGAUACUUAUUUGUCUCCUCAAUUGCUAGAGCUGUACAAUCUCUUGAAAUUACUUGUCUCGAGACAAUCACGUUAGCCAUUCUCUUCUGUACCACAAUAUCUUACUUUUUCUGGCUAAAUAAGCCUUUCGACGUUGAAGUUCCUAUACGUCUCGAGUCGAAAGUGUCUAUCUCUCAGAUACUUCGUGAAGCAGAACCGGUCGCUUCUGGCGUCUAUUCUGAUUCUCCUUUAGACUUUGUCGAACAGCCUGGAUGGCGAACUUGGAGACGCAGACCUAUGUUCAAACACUUUGGCGGGCUUUCGCAGAGGCCGGUCAGAAGAAUCCCAAACGACUACGUACUUGAGCCGAAUUUCAAAUUGGCUCUCUUCACCUUAACAGUCACUGUCGUCCAUGCUGCAAUCCAUGUUACUGGCUGGAACUUGAGCUUUCCCACAACGACAGAACAGUUGCUCUGGCAUGGCGCCAGCUUGUGCCUUCUUCUGGACCUUUUCGUUUGGGGUAUAGUGGAAGUCUUGCUCUUGAAACCGGGCCUCGACUUUGAUAUGACACUCCUAGGAAUUUGGGAAAAAAGGUCCUCGAAGCGCGGCUUUUGGCGAAGGUGGGGUCUUGAUGGACCCGCAAUUUUGGGCUCUAGCUUGUAUUUUCUGUCCAAGUUGGCGCUCCUAGUUGGUGCAUUUACUAGUCUCAGACUAUUGCCAGAAUCGGCAUAUCAGACGGUGGAAUGGACAAAAUUUCUACCAAAUUUCUCUUAA